Mytilus trossulus (common blue mussel) is the source of this 967-nucleotide messenger RNA. RefSeq names its product complement C1q subcomponent subunit B-like. The transcript is spliced from 2 exons. NCBI's taxonomy places the organism in Eukaryota, Metazoa, Mollusca, Bivalvia, Mytilida, Mytilidae. The coding region runs from base 43 to 768 and encodes 241 amino acids. Gene Ontology annotation, molecular function: protein binding. The record is from RefSeq and is a predicted model, not a curated record.
AGGUUACUAAUAAGGACAUUGUAUGUUAUAAACCGAACAGUAAUGGAGAAUUAUUUAGUUGUUUUAAUACUGUCUGCUUUUGUUUUGCUUGGUGCUUUCUAUGUACACACUGUAAAUCAAAACAUAGUCCAAAUAAAAGACGAGUUACUACAUCACGGAAAUGAAAUAAGUAAGAAACUUACAGAAGUGAAAGUAGAAUUGGAUACAACGGAAAAGGAAGUUAAACAAGUGAAAGGAGAAUUAGAUACGACGAAAGAGCAAAUGAAUAUACUUCGUGCAGAAAUGAUAAAAAAAGACAAUGCCCACAAGAAAGAAAUAAGUCAAAUAAGAGAAGACUUACAUGCAUUACCUGGAGAACUAAAUAAGAUUAAAACAGAAAUUUCCGCACACAGACCUGGGUUUUAUGCAACUCUUUCGCCUCAUACUGAUUUAGGUCACAUUCAAACAAUAAAGUUUGACCAAAAAAUAACUGAUGUUAAAAAUAAUUACAAUACGAACACCGGAGUGUUUACUGUUCCAAAAGAUGGACUUUAUCAUAUUUCGUGUACUAUGUUCUCGAAAAGCGGUUUGCUACAUGCUGAGAUUAUGAAAAAUGAUCAAGUGAUUGGUCGAAAUUUUGGAAUUUCCUCCUACGUGUCUGCAGCAAUUGAUGUAGUUAUGUCUUGUAAGCAGGGAGAUUCAGUUUUUGUACGGCACAUGACAGGACAAAGCUCCCAAAACAUUCAUGGAUCUGGAUAUUCAGCUUUCUCUGGAUUCCUUAUCCAUUAGUUUCCCGAAUUGUAAAAAACAAUGUUCCGGAACAUUUAUAAUUAUAUCUUCAUUUAUUAUCAAAACAACUCAUAGAAUAUAUAAUUAAAAUACAAUUCACAAGAAUAACAUCAUGUUAAGAUAGUAAUUAAUGUACUUACAGUAUGAGAUCCGAAUGGCAGAUAUAAGACAAAAUUUCAAUAAUAAACAGAUGUUUCAA